UCAGUGUCCAUCAGUGCCAGCUCUCAUGCCCAUCAGUGCCAUAUCAGUGCCACAUUUCUGUGCCCAUCAGUGCCACAUCAAUUCCACAUCAGUGCCCAUCUGAGCUGCCUUUCAGUGUCACCCAUCAGUGCCAGUCAGUGCCACAUAUCAAUGCCAGUCAGUGCCACCCAUCAGUGCUGCCAAUCAGUGCCACCUAUCAGUGCCAGUCAGUGCCGCCUAUUAGUGCCAGGCAGUGCCGCCUAUCAGUGUGCAUCAGUGCCGCCUAUCAGUGCCCGUCAGUGCUGCCUAUCAGUGCCACCUAACAGU
Messenger RNA from Staurois parvus, 306 nucleotides. NCBI's taxonomy places the organism in Eukaryota, Metazoa, Chordata, Amphibia, Anura, Ranidae. The record is from the annotation of a GenBank genome assembly.